Messenger RNA from Gavialis gangeticus (Gharial), 3164 nucleotides. It is a transcript of the gene GPM6B, whose product is annotated as glycoprotein M6B. Gene Ontology annotation, cellular component: plasma membrane; myelin sheath. Lineage: Eukaryota; Metazoa; Chordata; Crocodylia; Gavialidae. Gene Ontology annotation, biological process: axon development; central nervous system myelination. The transcript is spliced from 8 exons. Bases 434 to 1420 code for a protein of 328 amino acids. Gene Ontology annotation, molecular function: structural constituent of myelin sheath. The record is from RefSeq and is a predicted model, not a curated record.
AUCUCCUCUUCUGAUGUCACAAAUCCAUUCUUCGCUGAGGGAAUUGAUUAACAUUCAUUGGGAGCCUUCGGAGAAAGGGAGAGAAAGGCAGAGAGAGUACAGAAGGGGAAAGGGUGGCUAGCUGAUUCUUCCCAUCCCAGCUACAUAGAAAGUUGGGGCACAAUUGGACACAAAAUGGCUAUUUUAUAACUGGGGUCCUUGGUGACGUAUGGCUGAGUGUUUCCUGGCACAAAUCUUUAUGGACCAGUAAGCAGAGCGAAAUUGAAGCUGACAAGACUUUUUGCAUUUUGGAAAGGACUGUAAUCUGCUGUAGUGAAGAACAGAGCCACUCAAUCACUGCAGCUGUAAAUAAGACAGAAGGGAAUAAGAGAGAAAGAAAAGAGAAAAAGUGUUUGCUGGGGGGAGGGGGGAGAAAGCAUUUUUGGUGGAUGGUAUGAAGCCAGCCAUGGAAACUGCAGCGGAGGAAAAUACAGAACAAAGCCAAGAGAAAAAAGUGAUCACCAGACCAGAAAUGGAAAUUGGCAGGUACCACUGGAUGUACAAGAGUUCAAGGCCACACCAGUACCAUCAUGUGCCAGCAUUGAGAGGCAAUAUUAGCCCUUUGGGGAAUCAAGGUUGCUUUGAAUGUUGCAUUAAGUGCCUGGGAGGCGUUCCAUAUGCUUCACUUGUGGCAACCAUUCUCUGCUUCUCUGGGGUAGCAUUGUUUUGUGGCUGUGGUCAUGUGGCUCUCACUGGAACUGUAUCUAUUCUGGAACAGCAUUUCUCCACAAACACCAGUGACCAUGCUCUACUGAGUGAAGUAAUACAGCUAAUGCAGUAUGUAAUCUAUGGCAUUGCAUCAUUUUUUUUCUUGUAUGGAAUAAUCCUUUUGGCAGAAGGCUUUUAUACAACAAGUGCAGUGAAGGAACUGCAUGGUGAGUUCAAAACGACCGCCUGUGGCCGAUGCAUCAGUGGAAUGUUUGUUUUCCUCACUUAUGUACUUGGAGUAGCCUGGCUUGGUGUCUUCGGCUUCUCUGCUGUGCCCGUCUUUAUGUUUUAUAACAUAUGGUCAAGUUGUGAAGUCAUCAAAUCACUCCAGACAAAUAUGACAGCUUCAGGAGACCAGAUCUGCGUGGAUAUCAGGCAAUAUGGCAUCAUCCCCUGGAAUGCUAUACCUGGCAGAGCUUGCGGUCCGGUUUUAGAGAAUAUCUGCAACACAAAUGAGUUCUACAUGUCAUAUCACCUGUUCAUUGUGGCCUGUGCUGGAGCUGGUGCCACUGUCAUAGCACUGAUCCACUUCCUCAUGAUACUGUCUUCUAACUGGGCCUACUUAAAGGAUGCAAGCAAAAUGCAGGCCUACCAGGAUAUCAAAGCAAAAGAAGAGCAGGAGCUUCAGGAUAUCCAGUCUCGGUCAAAAGAGCAACUCAAUUCUUACACAUAAAUGUUUGCCAGGGUAAUUCCACUGAAGAAUUUUUGUAGCUCUGACAAAUCAGCAAACAGCUGCUCUGCAGUUCAGAUUUAUGUCCAAACAAACAUAGAAGUGUAAAACUUCAUAUUUAAGUUCCUGGGACAUGUUCAAAGAGAAACCUUCCAGUGUGUAACAUUCCUUCGUUUAAUACAGAGAUUGGAGGUUUCAUUCCCGGCAUUUUAAAAGGCAACACUUUGCAACAAGUGACCAAAUAAUUCAUCCUUGUAAGACUUUGCUAUGCUAGCAUUUGGCCAGGAUUCAAUCUUGUGUUGUAAGUUCAGAAUUGCAGCAGAUGAUCAAGACCAGCAGGUAGCAGAUCAGAAGCCGUAUACACUUUGCACAGGCAUACUUACAUAAUUUAACAAGACUCCUUGGUCUGUGUAACAUGAAAUAGGGGCUAGCUCAGAUUUCUAAUAGCUCAUGUUUGUUUAAUGUCAGUUUCAGCCUUUCCAUAAACCAGACUUCCAAAAUGGCAGUCUUUCAAAUUGCUAUUCUCAUGGGCUAAAUGACUGAUGUCCACUGAGCAACAGCCUUAUCUCCAGUGUGCCACAGUCAUUAUUCUGUACUUACUACCUGGGUAAACUACAUACUGAUUAGUUGAUUGAGUGUCCUGAGGCUAAUUUUUAAUUAUUUGAUAGAAUGUAAACCCUUAAGUCAGGAUAAUGAUCACCUUCUUAGAAAAUAAAUGUCAGCUUGGCCUUAAAUAUUUAUUUUCUAUAAAUGCCUUAGCAUUUAUAUAGUAGCAGGAGACCAUUAUCCUGUGUUUUUACGUGAAAAGUGUUACCUUAUUAAAAUGACACUGAUUUGACUUUUGCAAAUGAGCAGAGUAGUAAGUUUGCAGAGUUUCAUGCAAAGUGUGUAAAACAUUACAGCCAUAAAGUAGAACACAAGCUGGCAACCUUUCUCUACUUCGGUGCUUCACAAAUUUACAGCCAGUGCUUAUUCAUUUUCUCUUCACUAAUCAGAUAUUGCAACAAGAAAAUGUGGUGUUUGGCAAAAAAUACCUGGUGCCAUAUUGAAGUAAUUUUCCACAGAAGUCUGCCUUCUAAUUGUUUUUUUUCAGAACUAUCCAGUGAUAUCUUGAGUAUUAGUGAUGGUAUAUUUGGUGUUUGUUCUUUACAAUAUUAUAUAUAUAUAAAUAUAAAUGUUGAAGAAAACAAAUACAGUCAUUUGAAAAAAAAUAGUAAAGUCAAGUCCUAUGCCCAUGUUAAGUUAACGUGUGGUUUGAUAGUUUUGACUGUUUGCUGAAUAUUAAAUAAAAGGAAGCACAAAUUUCUUUAGGUAAGUCCAUAUUAUAUGGAGACAUUUUCAGAUAUGAUCUGCAAUUGAAUUUUUGGUUAAAUACCUAAAGUCUAAUUUGACAGUUUAAAAAAUGAGGCAGUCUAUGUAGAGCAGAUACGACAAUAGCCUAGUGUUUGUUUUACCUGUUGCAUGAAGGAGACAUUUCUACAGCAAUGCAGGUGAUGUUCUAGCCCAGUGUUUGCAUAAGGGUAAUGAAGGCAGUGUCUUAAAGCCUAAUUCUUUUCUAAUUCAAUGUAGCUAUUACUGGGAGUUUUUGAAGUUUUGUUUAAGUAGUCUAAUAUUUUUAUGUAAAGAGCAUUAAAUUUUGCUAUGUAUAAAUUUUUGUAACCUAACAGUGAAUCAAUAUUUUCUAUCAGUGCCAAGGGCUUCCUGUAGUUAUAUCCAAGUGUUACAAUAAAUAUUUGUAGAUAAUAGA